AUGUCUGGACGCGGGAAGCAGGGAGGUAAGGCUCGUGCGAAAGCCAAAACUCGUUCUUCCCGGGCUGGACUUCAGUUUCCGGUUGGCCGUGUGCAUCGUCUUCUUCGCAAGGGCAAUUAUUCCGAGCGAGUUGGGGCCGGCGCUCCCGUGUACCUGGCGGCGGUGCUGGAGUAUCUGACCGCUGAGAUCCUGGAGCUGGCGGGCAACGCCGCGCGCGAUAACAAGAAGACGCGUAUCAUCCCGCGCCACCUACAACUGGCCAUCCGAAACGAUGAGGAGCUCAAUAAACUGCUAGGCAAAGUCACCAUCGCGCAGGGCGGUGUCUUGCCUAACAUACAGGCAGUGCUGCUGCCUAAGAAGACCGAGAGCCACCAUAAGGCCAAGGGCAAGUGA
Messenger RNA from Orycteropus afer afer, 393 nucleotides. RefSeq names its product histone H2A type 1-D. Gene Ontology annotation, molecular function: DNA binding; protein heterodimerization activity; structural constituent of chromatin. The transcript has a single exon. Gene Ontology annotation, cellular component: nucleosome. NCBI's taxonomy places the organism in Eukaryota, Metazoa, Chordata, Mammalia, Tubulidentata, Orycteropodidae. The coding region runs from base 1 to 393 and encodes 130 amino acids. The record is from RefSeq and is a predicted model, not a curated record.